AUGAUUACUGUUUCUUCUUCUGAUAAUCCACCACAGAUAUCCCCUAACCAUGACAGUGAGGGUCAUCAGAACUCUCUCAAUCCUGACAGUACACUGGAGUUACCCAAACCGAAAGAAGCACCUCAAAUACAUGUUACAGCAGAAAAAGAAUCUUCACCAGUGAGUGCUCCAGCUAUAGGGAAAGCAUUACCAUCAGGGGCUUCAGAGACACACACAACCACAUCUACAACAACAGCCUCAACAACACCUGGAGAUGUUGAUUCCACAGAAACCAAUUUACCAGCUGAGUCUGCAAAACCCACAGAUAUGAGUAAUGCCAAUGAUAAUAUUACUGCGCAGCAACCGUCUCCAGCAGCGGAGAGCACUCUAUCCAGUGAUGUUAAUUCCGGUAACGAAUUCACUGCAGCUCCAGGUACCUCUCCCACAGCAGCUGCACAAGAGAAUGGCAAUGCUGAUUCAACGGCGACCACCAACAUUAACAGCGAAGCACCAACCACCACUCCAUCUCCUCUAACCGACCCACCGAUCAGCAAGAUCGCUCCCACCAUGAAGAACAAGGCUAAUGCUGACAGCAGUGUCAGUCCUGUGUGGAUGCGCACUGCAGCACCGCUGUUGAUUGUGGCUGUGUUGUUCUCCGUUACCGUGUACUGA
Molecule: messenger RNA, 651 nt
Organism: Trypanosoma theileri
Lineage: Eukaryota; Euglenozoa; Kinetoplastea; Trypanosomatida; Trypanosomatidae
Exons: 1
Coding region: 1-651 (216 amino acids)
Source: RefSeq, a predicted model, not a curated record